AUGGAGAAGCGAUAUGGCAAGAGAAGGAGACGUUAUGAGCAGCGAGCGAGACGUUUUAUGCGUCGAACGAGAAGGACAAGAAGAGCAGGUAAUAUAGCAGGGGUACUUGAUCAACUUGGUCAUUUACUAAAAAAAGAGCAGGAAAAGUAUUUUUCGAAAGAAAUUGCUUGUAUAGAGAAGGACUGGUGUUUACCAGAAAAGAGCAGGAUAGAAUCUCUGAAACCAAUUCUAGAUGGCAAAAUGAUUCUAAGAGUUGGUGGAAGAUUAGAGCGAGCAGAGAUGGAAUACGAGAGAAGGCAUCCAGCUAUCGUACCAAAUGGGUCUCGACUAGCUUGGCUAAUCAUGCAUAGUGCUCAUUCAGCAACUAAGCAUGGAGCAGUGCAGGUCAUGAUGCAGCAUAUUCGUCAGAAAUUUUGGAUUCCAAAGAUCCGAAGCGAGCUAAGAAGUUAUCUACAUAAGUGUUUAGUUUGUGUGCGACACAAUCAUCGCUUUGAGAUGCAAUUGAUGGCUGACCUACCAUCAGAGAGAGUAACAGCAGGAAAGACCUUUCUGCACACAGGUGUGGAUUAUGCAGGGCCGUUUGAGAUAAAAAUGGAGCAGGAGAGCAAAUCAUAA
Messenger RNA from Episyrphus balteatus (marmalade hoverfly), 615 nucleotides. RefSeq lists its product as uncharacterized. Bases 1 to 615 code for a protein of 204 amino acids. Lineage: Eukaryota; Metazoa; Arthropoda; Insecta; Diptera; Syrphidae. The transcript has a single exon. The record is from RefSeq and is a predicted model, not a curated record.